Molecule: messenger RNA, 1370 nt
Organism: Drosophila ananassae
Lineage: Eukaryota; Metazoa; Arthropoda; Insecta; Diptera; Drosophilidae
Product: GPN-loop GTPase 2
Exons: 1
Coding region: 86-1009 (307 amino acids)
Cellular component (GO): cytoplasm
Molecular function (GO): GTPase activity
Source: RefSeq, a predicted model, not a curated record
GGGUAUAUAGUUUGGUCACACUAACUUGAGUUUUUGUUUACUUUUUUGUGGUUGUUUACAUUUGGCUUUUGUGGAAUUGUCCGAUAUGUUGCAACAAUUCCCGGCAAAUGCUACUGUAGAGAAUCCCCGAUAUGGGCAACUCGUCAUCGGGCCUCCUGGUUCAGGUAAAACCACCUACUGCGGGGAGGCCCUUAAGUUCUACCGCGAGCUGGGUAGGCAAGUUUGCGUCGUGAAUCUGGACCCGGCAAACGAAAACAUGGCAUACGAGCCGGUGCUUAACGUAAUGGAGCUAAUCACCGUAGAGGACUGUAUGGAGCAUCUGCAGCUGGGACCGAACGGAGCACUCAUGCACUGCGCCGAGUUUCUGGCGGAGCACCUGGAGGACUGGUUACUGCCAGCCCUACACAAGCUGAGUCGCAGUUACAAUUAUUUCCUGUUUGAUUGCCCCGGCCAGAUAGAGCUGUACACACAUCACAGAGCUAUGGCCCAAGUGUUCGAGCGCCUGGAACGGGAGCGGUACAAUCUGGUCACCGUGAACCUGAUCGACUCACACUAUUGCUCGGAGCCGGCUAAAUUUAUUGCCACGCUGCUUAUGGCCCUAAACACCAUGUUGCGCAUGAGCUUGCCGCACGUAAACGUUCUAUCUAAAGCGGACACGCUACGAAAGCAUGAGACUAAGCUACAUUUCAACGUGGACUACUACACGGAUGUACUGGACCUGAAAUACUUGUUGGAAAAACUGGACGACGACCCGACGAUGCGAAAAUUCCAAAAGCUAAACGAGGCAAUUUGUACAAUGGUGGAGGACUACGCUCUAGUGUCCUUCCAGCUAUUGGACGUUUUCAGCACUCAUAGCAUGCUCCGUCUUCGGAACCACAUAGACAAGGCCAAUGGUUAUAUCUACAAAGCGGGCGAGGAACAGACUGUGAAUUCGCUCAUGGCCUGUGCAGUUGGGGCGGAGGCAGAAGCAAUUCGCCAGCAGAACGACGUCCAGCCCUAUGUUGAGUAAUUUAAUUUUAAUUUUUGUUAGGAGGGAUUUGGCUCCUUUUAAAAUCAGCAAGACAAAUCAAAUACGUAGGUAGAUAAGGAGGAUCCUGUUUACGGUCGUAGUUAUUAAUAAAAUAUUCGGUCGUCAUGCCGAUGCAAAUAUUGAAUAUUGAAAUAAUGCAUAAAAUGUGUCAAUUAUAAUUCCUGAAAAUGUGUCAGCUAUUUUUACCUGAAAAGACUCGCUUGAAUCAUUUUAGUUUCUCUAAUUUAGAGUAAUUAUGUUUUCCGCAAUUGCAAUGACUAAUCAUUUAAAAUUUAUGAUUGAAAUAUUUUCUCAAAGUGCGAGUUUUUAAUAGCAAUACCGUUAAAAUUUAUAAACGAAA